CAUCUGAAACAUCUGAAACUAAACAGAAUCGAUGAGCUAUUGAGUUCUGAUUCUGAUAGUAUCACUGUCGUUCAAUUCAAUUUAAUAUAAAUGUAUGUUUUAUGUAAUAUACUAAUAUACAUUUAAAUAUAAAAGCACAGGUAUACUUGUGAUUAUAUUAUUGCCGCAAAAAAUAUCAACGAGUCGUAUUGCAAUCGGAUAAAAACAAAAAAAUGAAUAAAUAUCCAGAGAACAUAGAAAUAAUUUGUGCAAGAGAGGAACAUAAACCAAAUAUAAAAUCAACAAUGAAGGAUUUUUAUUUGGAUGAACCGGUUUUCAAAGCUCAAAAGAUAGAUGUUGAAAAAUUAGAUAACUGCUUUUAUGGAUAUAAAGAAGAAGACUUCACAAUAAUAGCCAUUGAUAAAAAUAAUAAAGCUGUGGCAUCUUUAGCUAUAAAUAGUAUAACAAAACCUGAUAAUGCAUUGAAACAAAAAAUUAAUGCUGAUCAAUAUAAUAAAAGCAAUAUAGAUUUGUAUAGUGCUUUAAGAUUUUGGUCAUCAAUUCAGAGUGAGCCAUGUCUAUUCAAAAUGUUAAAUGUAGACACAAUGUGGGAGAUUAAAACCUUAGCAACAGCACAACAAUACCGAAAUCUUGGAUUGUCAACAGCUUUAGCAAAAAAAUCGUUUGAAGCAGCUUUGCUCAAUGAUGAUAUCUCAAUUAUUUGCAUGGACUGUACUAAUUACUUUAGUGCAAAAAUAGCUCAGAAUCUAGGAAUGGAGUGUGUGGUAAAAAAACAUUUUAGUGAAUACACAGACGAUAAUGGGCACCCUUGGAUAAAGAACAUACCCAAACCACCAAAUGAUACAGUAAAUGUGUUUAUUUUUAAGAAAAAGAAUUACAAAAAUAAAGUUUAAUUAAUGAUGUCUUGGUAAUCUAUGUAAAAAUAUGAUAAGUAAAUUAAUUAUUGCACUUAA
Molecule: messenger RNA, 953 nt
Organism: Rhopalosiphum maidis (corn leaf aphid)
Lineage: Eukaryota; Metazoa; Arthropoda; Insecta; Hemiptera; Aphididae
Exons: 3
Coding region: 213-893 (226 amino acids)
Molecular function (GO): N-acetyltransferase activity
Source: RefSeq, a predicted model, not a curated record